AUGAGUUCCUCACAAAGAGUCAUCACAGACAGCAACAAGUCGCCCCUCAUUCAAGUUUUAUCGUUAAUGUUUCUUGUCAUAUCAAUUCUUGCGUGUAUGGUUAGGACCGGCACCAAGCUGUACAUGAUCAAGACUGUGAGGACUGACGAUAUUCUUAUCAUUGUUGCAACUCUUCUUGCGGCUUGUCAAACAGCCACUGUUUUUAACGCGUGCGAGCACGGACUCGGCCAACAUUUCGAGACUUUGAGCUCUGACAACAGAGAUGUCUUCUUCAAGAGUCAAUAUGCGACAAAUAGCAUGUUCAUCGCUUCACUCCUCUUUUGCAAAUUGUCUGGUACAAUGAGUCUUCGAAUCAUGGCGCCCAAGAACCAAAAAUGGAUCAUCAUCGUCUGCGAAGCCAUCGUCGGUGUUUGGGGCGUCACAGCUCUUUUUGUCAACUUCUUUCAAUGCAAACCGCCAGCGCCAUGGAUGUAUGACGACAACGACAAAUGCAUCAAUUUCACCGCUUUUUGGACAUAUUAUUCGACCGCCAACAUCAUCACCGAUCUUAUUAUUGUUAUUAUUAUGGUUGAAAACGUGGUCAAGAUCCAGACAUCGUGGUCAAAAAAGAUCUUGGUCAUGAGUGUGUUCGGCAGCAGAAUCCUUGUGACGCCCGCCAUCGCAGCGCAGAUCCAUUACUCAAACAAGGCCUUCGCUUCCGACGAUCACUCCUUCGCCAUCUGGCCUGCCUCAAUUACGAUCCAAUUAGUCCAAUGCCUCGCGAUUCUCACCGUCUGCCUACCCAACUUCAAACCCUUCCUCGACAGCCUCGAAUCUGGUCAAAUCCGCGUCGACGACCUCAGGCGACAAGGCAAAUCGAGCAGCAACGGCUACCCGACCAACAAGCCAGACUACGCAGGGGGAUACAAGAGCAAUAACAAGACGGGGCACAGCAAUCGGUCUCGCGCGCUUACAGGCGGUGGUGGAUCGCGAGCGCAAAGAAGCGAGAUACACGAGAUGGAGGACUUUGCGACACGAUCGAAGCCAAGACAUGAACACGACAAGAGCUGGGAUGGGCAAAGUCGAUCGAGCCAUUCAAGUCAAAAGAUUCUGAUCCAGCAAACGUGGCAGGUAGAUGUAGAGAGCACGCAUGAAGCGAGCCUGGCAAACCCCAGACAAACAUGA
Messenger RNA from Fusarium pseudograminearum CS3096, 1164 nucleotides. RefSeq lists its product as uncharacterized. The transcript has 4 exons. The record is from RefSeq and is a predicted model, not a curated record. Bases 1 to 1164 code for a protein of 387 amino acids. NCBI's taxonomy places the organism in Eukaryota, Fungi, Ascomycota, Sordariomycetes, Hypocreales, Nectriaceae.